AUGAAGAUGAUGAAGGUGCUACCAUGCCCUGCUGCCCUUCUUUUCCUCGUGACUGCAUUCACUGUGGAGCCAUCUCACUGUGCCAAGGUGCUGAUCAUGCCCACCAUAGUCUUUGACAGCCACUUGCGAGUCUUCAUGCGGGUGGCAGAGGCACUGACUGAGCGGGGCCAUGACCCUGUGCUGCUGCUCCACGAAGGUCGGGAUGUGGAGACCUCCCUGCCCGGCUUCCGCGUGCAGAGGUACUGGGGAACCUUCAGCACAGAGAACGCAGAUGCCUGGGUGCAGGAGAAGAUAAAGCGUAUCUUUCAAGGGAAGAUGACCUCCCUGGAGGUGUUUUCAUUUUUGGAGAAGUACCUGGAAAACUGUGACCUAGUACUGGGAAAUUCUACCCUUCUGCAGAAACUCCAGCUGGAGCACUUUGAUCUGCUGUUGGUGGACCCCAAUGAGAUGUGUGGAUUUAUCCUGGCCCACAUCCUACACAUCAAAUAUGCUGUGAUUUCCACUGGCUUCUGGUUCCCAGCAGAGAUUGGUGCCACCUCCCCCAUUGCCUAUGUCCCUGAAUUCAACUCCCUGAUGACAGACAGGAUGGGCUUUUUUGGUAGGACUUGGAAUCUCCUAGUCUACAUAAUCACUCGUGUGGCUACAAAACUGGUCAUCCUGCCCAAGUUUGAACGUCUCAUGGAGAAGCAUACUGUGGAGCCCAAGACAUCCAUGUUGGACCUUGUUCAUGGAACCAGUCUGUUCUUCCUCUGUAAUGAUGUGGUGUUGGACUUUCCCCGUCCAACCCUCCCCCAUGUCAUUUUCACAGGGGGGAUCCUGGCUGAGCCUGCAAAGCCCCUUCCAGUGGGUCUGCGUCUCUGGGUGGAAGCAGCAGAGGCAGGUGUCGUUGUUGUCUCCUUUGGCAUCGGGAUCCGAGCUCUUCCAAGCGAUUUGGUGGAGAAGAUGGCUGGUGCAUUUGCUCGCCUCCCGCAAAGGGUGGUGUGGAGAUAUUUUGGUCAGAAGCCAAGAAACCUGGGUGAAAAUACGCUGAUGAUGGGGUGGCUGCCCCAGAAUGACCUGCUAGGCCAUCCCAAUGUGAAAGCCUUUGUCAGCCACUGUGGGAUGAAUGGUAUAUUUGAGGCAAUUUAUCACGGUGUGCCAGUGGUGGGAUUUCCUUUCUAUGGGGACCAGUUUGACAUCAUGACCAGAGUGCAGGCAAAGGGCAUGGGUAUCCUCAUGGACUGGAGCAGACUAAAAGAAGAGGAGCUUUACCAGGCUGUCAUCACCGUCAUCUCUGACCCCAGCUACAGAAAAGCAGCCCAGCACAUCUCAGCCCUGCACCUGGACAGACCAAUGCACGCUCUCAACAGGACAGUGUAUUGGCUGGAGUACGUCCUGCGGCACGAUGGGGCGCCCUUCCUUCGCCCGGCUGUCUACGACCUUUCCUUGUAUGAGUACUUCUGCCUGGACAUAUUGGCUCUUCUCUUGCUGUGUCUGGCUGCUAUUGGAUUUGCUCUCUACAAAUCUGUGCUGUGGUGCAGAAGGAAAGGGGCCAGCCCUGUGUAUCAGAAUGGCAAUUGCAUGAAAGGCCACUUCACAGAUGAGAAAAAACUGCAGUAGUGGCCGGUGUGUUCCAGGGCAUAUCCCAUCACUGUGAAAUGAACUGCUGCUGUGCCAAGAAAUGUAUGGCAUGCAGGCAUGGA
Molecule: messenger RNA, 1682 nt
Organism: Melospiza georgiana
Lineage: Eukaryota; Metazoa; Chordata; Aves; Passeriformes; Passerellidae
Product: 2-hydroxyacylsphingosine 1-beta-galactosyltransferase-like
Exons: 5
Coding region: 1-1599 (532 amino acids)
Molecular function (GO): UDP-glycosyltransferase activity
Source: RefSeq, a predicted model, not a curated record